AGUUUCAGUACCUGUUAGAGCGCGGGAUGGCCGGGUGCUCAGAUUAGAGGUGUCAGGGUUCGUUAAUCUGUGAGGGAGUGACAGACUCCCACUCACGCUGCUUCUGCACGCGCUCCCAUUCAUCGGCGGCAAAGGGGAGCGGAGCACAGUUGGUGUUGACGCGCGUCGGGGAAUUUCCCCCCUCUUUUUAACAAUGAAUACCUGCAGGGUACAUGCCUGGGUGUUUCUGGUCCUAUUAUUGCAGAACGGGACAUUGGCAUCGCAGUUUCCCACACAACUCAUGAUUAAAGAAUGGGUUGAUCAGAUACAGAAAGAGCUUGUCACCCUGGCAGACACAGCCACAGCUGGGAAGAGCCUCACUCAGAUUUUUCUGAAUAACCAACACCUGUACAGUGUUGAGCAAAACGACGCAGAGGAGCUGGUGGCCAGAGCAGCCACGAAAAUUGAACAGCUGCUGCGGAAGAGAUCUGCUGCCUUGGAGAAACUGGCCACAGCUGCUGAGAAUUUCCAGAUGCAGCAUAACUGGAAAGACGAUUUUGAGGGUGAUGAAAUCUCCUACUACAAUGCAAAGGACAAUCUGGAUGCAAAUGAGACAGAGGGAAGAAAAUACAAGAUUCGACCAGACUUUAUAGAGGAUCCAUCAUUUAAACGUUUGACUGAUCACAACCACACGGCUGUCCACAUCCCUACUGACAUCUAUGAUGGCUCCACCAUUGUGCUGAAUGAACUAAACUGGUCGGAGGCACUGGAGGACGUGUUUAGAAAAAACAGAGAGGAUGACCCGACCCUACUCUGGCAGGUGUAUGGUAGCGCUACGGGCCUGGCUCGCUACUACCCAGCUUCUCCCUGGAUGGAUGCUCGCAAGACCCCCAGUAAAAUUGACCUGUACGAUGUCCGCAGGAGACCAUGGUACAUUCAAGGAGCUGCCUCACCCAAAGAUAUGCUAAUCCUUGUGGAUGCAAGCGGGAGUGUGUCUGGCUUGACUCUCAAACUGAUCCGGACUUCCGUCAGUGAGAUGCUGGAGACUCUGUCUGAUGACGAUUAUGUCAACGUGGUUUAUUUUAACACCAGGGUGAAGAAGACGGCGUGUUUCGACCAUCUGGUUCAAGCCAAUGUGAGGAACAAGAAGGUGCUGAAGGAUGCUGUUCAGAACAUCACAGCUAAAGGAAUUACAAACUACACAAAAGGCUUUGAGUUUGCUUUUCAGCAACUCUCUACAACUAAUGUGAGUAGAGCGAACUGCAACAAGAUCAUCAUGCUGUUUACUGACGGAGGAGAGGAAAGAGCUCAGGCCAUAUUGGAGAAGUACAAUGCUGACAAAAAGGUGAGGAUCUUCACCUUCUCAGUAGGACAACACAACUACGAUAAAGGACCCAUUCAGUGGAUGGCCUGUUCCAACAAAGGUUACUUCUAUGAGAUUCCUUCUAUUGGAGCCAUCAGAAUAAACACACAGGAGUACCUGGAUGUCCUAGGCAGACCAAUGGUAUUGGCAGACAAACAGGCCAAACAAGUCCAGUGGACUAAUGUUUACCUUGAUGCUUUGCAACUGGGUCUGGUCAUCACUGGGACACUACCUGUCUUCAACAAAACGAAGACCAAAGAUGACAGGAAUGGCGAGCACCAGAAUCAGUUGAUUCUUGGUGUAAUGGGAAUAGACGUGUCUCUGGAUGACAUCAAGAAGCUCACACCACGCUUCACAAUUGGUCCAAAUGGGUACUACUUUGCCAUUGAUCCCAAUGGAUACGUCCUGCUGCACCCCAAUCUCCAGCCAAAGGAAAGAAUUCGUAACAGGAAGCUCAGGCUAAAUAAUAAGUAUGCUGUCACUUUUCACGAGGAACCUGUUACCCUAGACUUCUUGGAUGCUGAGCUGGAGAAUGACGUCAAAGUGGAGAUCAGAAGAAUGAUGAUCGAUGGGGAGACAGGCGAACACACCAUUAACACUCUGGUGAAAACCCAGGAUGAGAGGUACAUCGAUAGAGGAGUCAGGACCUACACAUUUGCCCCGGUCAAUGGAACAGAUUACAGCCUGGCUCUUGCUCUGCCUCCAUACAGUGAACACUUCAUUCAAGCUAAACUGGGGGACAACAUGAAAAAAGCUAUGUCAUCUUCUUGGGGGCAGGAAGCCAUGGAAACCAUACAGCAGGAGAGUUUUGAUGAGUUUGGUUACACCUACAUCGCUCCAAGGGCAUACUGCAAAGAGCUGAAGUUGUCACUCAACAACACCCAGUUUCUCCUCGACUUCAGCCAGUACAUUGAUAGGAACACUACAGAUGCAUGUAAUGUAUCCCUGGUGAAUCGACUAAUCCUGGAUGCAGGUCUGACAGCUGAACUGGUUAAACUUUGGAAUGAGCAGACAGUGGAUGGGAUAGUGGCCAGGUUUGUAGCCACAGAUGGAGGAAUCACAAGAGUCCAUCCAAGAAGUGCUGGGGAAGAGUGGACUGAGAAUCCUGAGACAUAUGAGUCCAGCUUCUACAAAAGGACCCUGGACAAUGAAAUUUAUAUUUUCACAGCGCCAUCUUUCAACCCAGAAAGCAGGGAGCCUGUUUCGGACUCAGGUAUUCUAGUGAGCAAAGCAGUGCACAUCACGAUUGACGAAGUCACGCUCAAACCAGCUGUAGUGGGAGUAAAACUGAAUAUCUCAUUCUGGAUGAACAGUUUCAUUAAUGCUACAAUGAAACAGAAUUGCAAGGAUGAGAUCUGUGGCUGUCUAAGGAAUGACAAGCAUGUAGACUGUGUGAUCCUGGAUGAUGGGGGAUUUCUUCUCAUGUCCAACCAGGAUGAGUAUAUCUCCCAGAUAGGUCAGUUCUUUGGCGAGGUGGACCCUGUGCUGAUGAUCAGCCUGGUCAACACUUACCUGUACGCCUUCAACAAGACCUAUGACUACCAGUCUGUCUGCGACCCAGAGAAAGACAGCAAGGCAGCAGCAGGACCCCGCUCCGUCUAUGUGCCUACCAUUGCAGACCUUCUCAGUAUUGGCUGGUGGGCUUCCAGUGCUGCCUGGUCAAUACUCCAGCAGCUCUUCUUUGGUCUCAUGUUCCCCAACCUUCUAGAGGCAGCGGAGUCAGCAGAUGAUGACAUACCAGAUGCCAUGUUUAAGGAAAGCUGCAUCACAGAGCAGACUCAGUACUUCUUUGACAAUGAUGAAAGAUCCUACUCAGGUGUCCUGGACUGUGGAAACUGUUCCAGGCUGUAUCGUGCAGAGAAGCUGCCAAACACCAACCUAGUGUUCCUGAUCACUGAUGCCAAGGCAACGUGUUUAUCGUGUGACCCAAGGCCGCUUCGACAGGCUGAACAACCCUCUGAAGGUCCGGAUCCAUGCAAACUGGCUCAGAAUCCCAGAUACCGCAAAGGGCCGGACGUGUGUUUCGACAACAAUGAAAACGAUGAGCCCUUGUGUCCAACCAGCAGAGGUUCUACAUUGAGCCCCACACCUCUCUUAUUAUUUCUGGCGCUGAGGUCAGGGAGGAUGAUUCUGACUGUGGAGGUGGGACCUGCCUAAGCCUGUGUCUUUGGCCAAUGGUUGGGCUCCAACUACUGCUGCUGUGGCUCGUAACAUCUUUCCAACACUCAUGACCCUAAACAUAGACACGCAGACACACACACAUACACACCAUUACACACCGAUCAUCAUUUCAUCAAACAUGAGGCCACAAUACAUUCCAGUUAUGCCAUCCAGGAUGUAUGCAAAGUAUUUUCAACAAUUUUGUUUUCUGACGAAAAAGUAUGAGUAUUUCCAUUUUCCAAUGCCAAAGGUUGCUUGUUAAUUUCCUACUUAUCAUCUUCAAAAAUAGAGACAAUUUUACUGUGCUACACUGCACUGAGUUCUAUGAUUUCCUCCUUUAUACUCUCUUAUGGUGCAAGAGUAAGAGCUAACCAAACCCUUUAAUUCUGCCUCUUUUGUUUCUCUGAUUUAUUAAGCGGAGGUUGAAGAGUCCCACUAUGCCAACUAAAUAUCCAUUUAAUUUAAAUGUUUUUUAAAUGUACUGUACCUGUCUAUUUAAAUCUUUUGUACUCAAAAUUAACUAGCAUUACAUGACAAGUUAGGUGUUGUAUUGUAGCAGCAUGUGCUCAGUACAGAGCUAAAGACAACACUAUUACUCUGACACCAAAGCUCACAAAGUACCAAGGACCACAGAUAUAACCGUACCAAGGACCACAGAUAUAAACCUACUACGGAGAAUCUUCAGGCUAGUUUAUUUUAAGGGAUUUCUCAGAUGUGGGUGUACUCCAGUAUUAAAGUUACAACAUUAUCCAGAUAGCUAGACGGAUAGCUUAGAUAUCUCGCUGAGAAAAAAGUGAGAUCAUGUGAAUCAAAAUCUAUUAGGAUAUUACAAUUUCAAAUAUGUUUGUACUUGGUCUAACAACUUUGGUUCUCUUCAAUUCCAUGCAUCAAAUUCCCAGUGCCUACAUAGUAGCUCAAACUGUCUGUAAUCUGAAUGACCAAUGAAUCAGAGUUGUAUUCUUAUCAUGUACUGUACGCGUGUAUGCUAAUGCUUGCUGCAGUAUAGCAGAGCGGGUAGUAGUAAUAUGUUUUGAAUUGGGCCAAAACUGCUGCCGUUAUUCUAAUUUAUUUGGUCCGGAAAUCAGUAGAAAUAACCAGUGAAUUUUGAUUGUAUUAGAGGAAUAUCAUGUUCCUCAAGUUCAAAACAAACCUAAACCAGACCUGAGCUUUGUGUUCCAACACCUUUCUCUUUUAGUCCUGUAUCUGUUCCCUUUGUGGAUCAUCAGACUCAGGAGCCAAGAUGACUUGUGAAUGAGAUCAGCAUAUCAAAAUGACUGUUUCUUUGUGUUAUCUUCUUGCUGUUCUCUUUUUGCUUGUUUCCUCUUUGUUUUAGUGCUGUGAAGCAGGCACUGAGGGCUCAGUGUCGAAAUGCUGCAAUGUCAUGGGAUGAGCUUGUUCUGUGUUUGAACGCUGUCUAUACCUUUGGUCAGCAUUAGGGCCUGUUGGAGAGAACUUUGAGAAUAUACUACUAGCAGUGGUAAUUUUGCAUUGCCUUACAUUACCAUAAGUCAUAAAAAUCAGUAAUCAUAAGUUUUUAAUUUUUCCUCUUUUUAGCUAUUUUAAGUUAAGUUCUCUCCAUCUCGCCUUCAUGGUGACCUUGUUGAGGUUAUGCCUGUCUAUCAAAGUUGCGUGUUGACUUGUGUUUUACCAAGGGGGUCCCUGGUCUAUGUGCAGGCAUGUGUGUGCCCCUCUGAUAUCUGAUUGUGCUUUAAUACUGUACAUGAAUUACUCUUUUGUGGAACUUGACUAGCCUGAAUACAUUUUGUAUACAUUUGUACACUAAUAAUAUUUACUGUAUAAAAGAGAAAAUGAAAGAAAAGAAAAAUGUUUCUAAUAUGGUGUUGAUUAUUGUGCAAAUAUAAUAUAUUCACAAUAAAAGUGUUGUAUUGUUAUGAGCUGA
Etheostoma cragini (Arkansas darter) is the source of this 5402-nucleotide messenger RNA. Its product is annotated as voltage-dependent calcium channel subunit alpha-2/delta-1. Lineage: Eukaryota; Metazoa; Chordata; Actinopteri; Perciformes; Percidae. Bases 194 to 3499 code for a protein of 1101 amino acids. Gene Ontology annotation, cellular component: L-type voltage-gated calcium channel complex. Gene Ontology annotation, molecular function: voltage-gated calcium channel activity. The record is from RefSeq and is a predicted model, not a curated record. The transcript is spliced from 42 exons.